Caenorhabditis auriculariae is the source of this 306-nucleotide messenger RNA. NCBI's taxonomy places the organism in Eukaryota, Metazoa, Nematoda, Chromadorea, Rhabditida, Rhabditidae. The record is from the annotation of a GenBank genome assembly.
AUGAGGUGGAGGCGAUGUGGAGCAGAGCAGUGCCAGCGGGGCAACACAGGCUCUCGCCAGAGGCCUCACGCCGGCCAUCGAUCGCCGCCGUCGACGUCGUCGUCGGAGGCCUGGAUUCUGAAGACCGACGACGACGACGACGACGACCUCGUGUGCUUCCGCUUCUUUUCGAUUUUCAAGUCGAUGCCUCUUCAAUUUGGAGCACUCACGAGAUUGUUCGGCUUCAGCUUGAACUCGGUUCAAAUCCUUUUCUUGAACUUUGGCACUUUCUUUCUUUGGAUUUUGAUUAGAGUUCCUUUCUUCUAA